This is a messenger RNA of Closterium sp. NIES-65, 870 nucleotides long. Lineage: Eukaryota; Viridiplantae; Streptophyta; Zygnematophyceae; Desmidiales; Closteriaceae. The record is from the annotation of a GenBank genome assembly.
AUGCCACCCCCCCCCCCCCCUCCCCUCCGCCCCCCUUCCCGUCUCGUCGCGCGCGCAUUGCGCUGCCGUCGCCGCGCGCGCUUUGCUUCGUCGAGCAACGCGCGCGCCUGCCCCCCCUGCGGCGCACCCUGCCCCUUCCCAAUCCGCCCUCCCCUCCCUCACCCUCCUCCUCCUUUCCACUCUCCUUUGUCCAUCCCUCCCUAUCUCACCUCUUCCUCCUCCUCCUUUCUCUCCUCAUCUGCUGCAACUCGUACAUACUUGUGGCGCGCCCUUCCCACAAACCCGCCCCUUCACCAUCCUCCUCCUCUCCUCUCUCCCUCUACCUCCCCUUCCGCUCGUUUUCCUCCACCUAUUUUCUCUCCCCAUCUACUGCAGCUGGUGAUUGAUUGUGUAUUGAAGUUGUUGCUCCUCCACACCUUUCCUCCUCCUCAGUACCCUCUCCUCAACUACUCAACUAUUAACUCCUUCACAACUAUCCCUCCUCUUAUUUCUCCCCUCAGUAGCACAACAGCAGACUACCCCACCACUAUCCCUCCUCCUCUAGUUUCUCCCCUCAGCGGCGCAACAGCAGACUACUCCGCCACCAUCCCUCCUCCUCUAGUUUCUCUCCUCAGCGGCGCAGCAGCAGACUACUUCGCCACUAUCCCUCCUCCUCUUGUUUCUCCCUUCAGCGGCGCAGCAGCAGACUACUCCGCCACUAUCCCUCCUCUUGUUUCUCCCUUCAGCGGCUCAGUAGCGAACUCCUUCGCCCUUAUUCCUCCGCCUCUUAUACCUCUCCCCUCAUCUGCUCUGCAGCUGUCUCCUCCUCCUUAUGGCGACCUCUCUCGCCCUCCCCUCCCUCCCUCUGCUGGUCCUUCAGCUUGCACCUGA